Messenger RNA from Trichechus manatus latirostris (Florida manatee), 1551 nucleotides. RefSeq names its product G protein-coupled receptor 176 (gene GPR176). The record is from RefSeq and is a predicted model, not a curated record. Gene Ontology annotation, cellular component: plasma membrane. Gene Ontology annotation, molecular function: G protein-coupled receptor activity. The transcript is spliced from 3 exons. Gene Ontology annotation, biological process: G protein-coupled receptor signaling pathway. Bases 4 to 1551 code for a protein of 515 amino acids. Lineage: Eukaryota; Metazoa; Chordata; Mammalia; Sirenia; Trichechidae.
GCCAUGGGGCAUAACGGGAGCUGGGUCUUCCGGAACGCCAGCCAGCCGCGCAACGCGUCGGGCGCGGAGGCGGCGGGCGCCAACCGCAGCGCGCUCGGGGAGUUUGGCGAGGCGCAGCUGUACCGGCACUUCACCACCACCGUGCAGAUCGUUAUCUUCUUCGGCUCGCUGCUCGGAAACUUCACGGUGUUAUGGUCAACUUGCCGCACAACGGUGUUCAAAUCUGUCACCAACAGGUUCAUUAAAAACCUGGCCUGCUCGGGGAUUUGUGCCAACCUGGUCUGUGUGCCCUUCGACAUCGUCCUCAGCACCAGCCCUCACUGCUGCUGGUGGAUCUACACCAUGCUCUUCUGCAAGAUCGUCAAAUUUUUGCACAAAGUCUUCUGUUCCGUGACUAUCCUCAGCUUCCCUGCCAUUGCUUUGGACAGGUACUACUCAGUCCUCUAUCCACUGGAGAGAAAAAUAUCUGAUGCCAAGUCCCGUGAACUGGUGAUGUACAUCUGGGCCCAUGCAGUGGUGGCCAGCAUCCCUGUGUUUGCAGUGACCAAUGUGACUGACAUCUAUGCCAUGUCCACCUGCACUGAAGUCUGGAGCUACUCCUUGGGCCACCUGGUGUAUGUGCUGAUCUACAACAUCACCACGGUCAUCGUGCCCGUGGCUGUGGUGUUCCUCUUCUUGAUACUGAUCCGACGGGCCCUGAGUGCCAGCCAGAAGAAGAAGGUCAUCAUAGCAGCACUGCGGACCCCACAGAACACCAUCUCUAUCCCCUACGCCUCCCAGCGGGAGGCCGAGCUGCACGCCACGCUGCUCUCCAUGGUGGUGGUCUUCAUCUUAUGUAGUGUGCCCUACGCCACCCUGGUCGUCUACCAGACUGUGCUCAAUGUCCCCAACACUUCCAUCUUCUUGCUGCUCACCGCCAUUUGGCUGCCCAAAGUCUCUCUGUUGGCGAAUCCCGUGCUCUUUCUUACCGUGAACAAAUCUGUCCGCAAGUGCUUGAUGGGGACCCUGGUGCAGCUGCACCACCGGUACAGUCGCCGUAAUGUGGUUCAUGCAGGGAGCGGGGUGGCUGACGGCAGCCUGGAGCCCAGCAUGCGCUCAGGCAGCCAGCUCCUGGAGAUGUUCCACAUUGGGCAGCAGCAGAUUUUUCAGCCCACAGAAGAUGAAGAGGAGAGUGAAGCCAAGUACAUUGGCUCAGCUGACCUCCAGGCCAAGGAGAUACUUUCCACCUGCCUGGAGGUAGAGCAGGGGCCACAGCUGGAACCCACUUCGUCACCCCCAGGCUCAGUGGACUCCACAUCCCAGGUGGCACCAGCAGCCCCUGUGGAAGCUGAGACAGUCCCUGACAAGUAUUCCCUACAGUUUGGCUUUGGGCCUUUCGAGUUGCCCCCUCAGUGGCUCUCCGAGACCCGACACAGUAAGAGGCGGCUGCUUCCACCCUUGGGUAACACCCCGGAAGAGCUGAUCCAGACGAAGAUGCCCAAGGUAGGCAGGGUGGAGCGGAGGAUGAGCAGAAACAAUAAAGUGAGCGUUUUCCCCAAGGUGGACUCCUAG